AUGUCUGAUUCUGAAAUAGAAUCAAAAUCACAAAAAGAAGAAGAAGAAGAAGAAGAACAAGGAGGAGAAGAAGAGUUACCUCGUGAGUCGUCUGCAACAUCAUCUGAACAAGAACAUACUUCUGAUAUUGUUGAAUCUAUAGAUGAUCAAUCAAAACCUGAUAUAACUGUAGUCUGUACUAUAUGUGAACGUUAUGUAAACAUUUGCGAUUUAACAACACACAUGGUGUAUCAUAAUGCGUUACGAUUAUUUAAACUUAAAGAGGCUCCAGCUACAAUAGAAAUAUUACUUAAACAACGUGAAGUAAUCAUUCAACGUAUGCAACGUUUAAAAAUAUCUGAGGAAUCUUAUUUAAAAUAUGUUAAAACAAUUAAUGAUACAUUUCAAAUUUUAAAACGAACUAUUGAUCCUUAUGAUUAUCUAGAUGAUUCACAUAUAUAUGAUAAUAAUGAAGCAUCGAAUGUUCAAGGGUUGAGUUUUAUACCACAUAAUCGACUAUUUCUUAGUAUUGGUAUGUGUACAAGUCAAAAUAAACAAUAUAAAGUCGAUAUGGAAGAUACAAUGAAAUUUAUUGAUUGUUUCGGUGGUAAUGAAAAGUUUGCUUAUUUUGGAUUAUUUGAUGGUUAUAAUGGAAAAGCUGCUAGUUCAUUAUGUCGAGACUAUCUACAUGAAGCAAUUCUCUUAGAAAUGUCUAAAUUAUUAAAAGAUAUGAAUAGUUCUGAAGUAGAAGAUGCGUUAAUAAAUCGUCUUUAUACACGUAUGAUUGAUCCGUUACGUAAUAAUAGUGAUAUAAAAGAUAUUGGUGAUGUGUAUCCUUUGGCUUAUUUAAAAAUGGAUCAUUUUCUAUCACGUGGUAUGCAUGAAACAUCUAGUGUUCGUUGGAGUGGUACAUCAGCAUUAACAGCUGUAGUUGUACUAAAUGAUACAAUCGAUGAAUCACUCGUUGAUAUAGAAGAAUAUAAUGAAGGAAAAACUUCGAUUAGUCUUGGUCAGAUUCAUAUAGCUAAUUGUGGAAAUGUUGAAGCAUUAGCUAUUCAACCUGAUAAAGCAUUUUUAAUGACACAAAAACAUACAUUAAAUAAUAAAUAUGAACGUCAAAGAAUAUUAGAUGCAGGUAUUAAAAUAAGUCAGAAUGAAUUAAUCGAUGGUGUAUUUGAAACAACACGUGGAUUAGGUAAUCAUGGUGAUAAAGAUCUCAAAAAAUGUGUUAUUAACGCACCUUAUUGUUUAACAUAUGACAUUGAUUCAUCAAUUGAAUGUAUUAUAUUAGCUACUGAAGGUCUUUGGCAAGCACUUGAUUAUGAUGUUGUUGUUGAUAUUGUUACACAAUGUUUACCAUCACAUGAAAUACCAGAAUCAAAGCGUAAUCAUACAGCAGUUCAAUCUGUACUUGAAAAAUACGAUCCAUCAAUAAUCAUACCUUAUCUACCUAAUGAAGAUGAAGUUAUUGCUUGUAUGGAUGAAAUAUUAGAUUUAUUCGAAGAAGAAAAUGAUAAUGAUGAGAUAAAUAAAAUAUAUUUUUCAUCGAUACGUAAUCAUGGUGUACAAUGUUCGGAAACUGAAAUUCAACGAGAUGUAUUUGAUUCUCUACCUGAUAAAUAUCGUCUUCGUUUAGAAUUAUCUCAAAUCAUAACUGAACGACUUGUUUCAGCUGCACUUCUAGCACAAUCAAAAUCAAACAUAAGUGUUCUUUGUCUUUUAUUACCCGGUGCCGCUGUUUAA
This is a messenger RNA of Adineta steineri, 1722 nucleotides long. Lineage: Eukaryota; Metazoa; Rotifera; Eurotatoria; Adinetida; Adinetidae. The record is from the annotation of a GenBank genome assembly.